UCCUCGGCGGUCUAAUUUUCUCCUAUAAUAAUCUAUGAGCAACAUCUCGUCUGGUUUCCUCCCACCACCGUCUUUAAGCAUCACCUCCGAUUUUCCCGACGUGUGCUGUUCGAGUCAAAAUCAUCCUCCAUUAGUCUCCGUUUUCGUCGUCAAUCCCCAUCAAACACGUGCCCACAGAUGGACUUUUCUUUGAGUGGGUCCUUUUCUGGAUGGCUUCUUCUCGAACAAAUAUCAUGAAAAUGGAUGGAGCCACCAAUUUGGUUAAAUCCGUGAUGUGGGUGUUUCUGUACUUGUAAACCAGAACUCCCUCGGUUUCUUGGUUUUCGUUUCAUGAGGGCCAUUCCCGUUCUUCGUCUCCCGGUCCCACCGCCGCCGAUCAGCGCCGUUGGUCGGCGAUCCAUACCUCCGUCCUGCACUCUAUGCAGACAUAGAUCAUUUCCUUCACGUUCCGGUUUGCGCGCUGUGUUUCAUCCGGCUAAGAAGUUCCAGGUAUUGGCCGCGAAUAAACAGUUGCCGGAGCUGAAGAACGGAAAAUCAGAGAGCGAAGGUGUUUCUGUGCGAGCAGAGGAUAGCGAUGGCCUUGAUAUAGGAUGGCUGCCUGCUUUUCCUCAUGUUCUGGUUGCUUCCAUGUCUAAUUUUCUUUUCGGUUACCACAUAGGAGUAAUGAAUGGUCCUAUUAUUUCUGUUGCUCGAGAACUUGGCUUUGAUGGUAACCCAAUCCUUGAGGGACUUGUUGUGAGCAUUUUUAUUGUUGGUGCAUUUCUUGGAAGUAUAAGCUCUGGUUCGCUGCUUGAUAAACUAGGCUUUAGGCGUACUUUUCAAAUUGCCACAAUACCAUUGAUUGUUGGUGGGCUGUUGAGUGCUCAAGCGCAUACGUUGGAUGAAAUACUUUGGGGGAGAUUUCUUGUUGGCCUUGGCAUUGGAGUUAAUACAGUACUUGUUCCAAUAUUUAUUUCUGAGGUUGCUCCAACAAAGUAUAGGGGAACACUUGGGGGCCUAUGUCAGAUUGGAACGUGUCUUGGAAUUAUUGCUUCUCUGUUUCUGGGAAUUCCAUCUGAGGGCGAUCCACAUUGGUGGAGAACAAUGCUCUAUAUUGCAAGUCUUCCGGGAUUCUUUAUUGCAUUUGGCAUGCAGUUUGCAGUUGAGAGUCCACGCUGGCUAAGCAAGGCUGGACGAGUUGAUGAAAGCAGAGUUGUUAUUAGCAACCUAUGGGGAGAAUCUGAAGUUGAAAGAGCUGUUGAAGAGUUCCAGUCCGUUAUAAGGAACGAUGGAAGUGAUUUGAACAGUGAAUGGUCGGAGCUUCUCGAGGAACCGAACUUUAGAGUGGCAUGCAUUGGAGGUGCCCUUUUCUUCCUUCAACAGUUUGCUGGCAUAAAUGGAGUUCUUUAUUUUUCUUCGUUAACCUUUCAAGACGUUGGAAUCACAAAUGGUGCUUUAGCAAGUUUAGUUAUUGGAAUUACCAACUUCGCUGGUGCUCUCUGUGCGUUGUACUUGAUGGAUAAGCAAGGGAGGCAGAGGCUUUUAAUUGGAAGCUAUUUGGGAAUGGCAGUUUCAAUGUUGCUUAUUGUCUCUACCAUUAGUUUCCAGCUUGAUGAAGAACUGAGUCACAACUUAUCGAUCGUAGGAACUAUUGCUUAUAUCUUUUCCUUCGCAAUCGGAGCCGGUCCAGUGACGGGUAUAAUUAUACCCGAGCUUAGCAGCAACCGAGCGCGUGGUAAGAUCAUGGGAUUCAGCCUUGCAGUUCACUGGGUAUGCAAUUUCUCAGUGGGUCUGUUCUUUCUCGACUUGGUCCAGACAUUUGGAGUUGCUCCAGUUUAUGCUAGCUUUGGUGCAUUCUCCUUGGUGGCAGCCAUAUUUUCCAAGUACUUCUUAGUGGAAACUAAAGGGAGGUCUUUGGAGGAGAUCGAGAUGGCACUAAAUCCCAACUUCCAUGGCAGCGACAAGUAAUACAGAGAUUGACCCUGGCCACUUUGCUGGGACUAAUGAAGGGCAGUUAAAAGAGGCGAGAUCCUCUGUCUGUCUCCUCACCUACAAAGACGAACCCAGAUGGAGUGGGGAGCCUUUUUUAAAGGGCUUGUUUGGGAAGGCAUGUAUCAGAAAGCGGCUGUUUGGACACUGGUUUGUGGACUUGACUAGAACCCAGACAGGGCCACACCCCAGACCUGGAUAUGGAUGGCAUUUGAAAACUGAUGUAGAGAUGGUUCAAAGUUGCAAGUUUCAAAAUUUUGGGUGGGUUUUGAAACGGAAAUCACAGGUAAGGUAAGCGUAUAAGGCAGAGAGCGGCGGUUUUGGAAGCGGAAGGCGAGGGGCUCUUAGACCAAGGUGAGAAAGAGAGGAAGAAACUCAAAUACCCAUGAACAAUAUGAUUGCUGUUUCGAGUUUUGAUCUGUCAAAGAGAGUCAUGAAACUUUGCUCCA
This is a messenger RNA of Cucurbita moschata (crookneck pumpkin), 2417 nucleotides long. Its product is annotated as probable plastidic glucose transporter 1. Gene Ontology annotation, biological process: monosaccharide transmembrane transport. The record is from RefSeq and is a predicted model, not a curated record. Gene Ontology annotation, cellular component: membrane. The coding region runs from base 331 to 1947 and encodes 538 amino acids. Lineage: Eukaryota; Viridiplantae; Streptophyta; Magnoliopsida; Cucurbitales; Cucurbitaceae. The transcript has 13 exons. Gene Ontology annotation, molecular function: hexose transmembrane transporter activity.